AUGAAGUUCCAGACCACCCUCGGCCUCUUGGCCGCUCUCGCCACGUCCGUCAUUGCUGAGGAGAAGGUUCACUACGACGGUUACAAGGUCUUCCGCAUUGAGGCUCACGAUGAUGUUGCCGACAUCCACAAGCAGCUCGAGGGCCUCACCACCACCUCUGUUGGCUGUGGUGGCGAGACCGACCACGUCGAGAUUGCCAUCGCCCCUGAGGAUCUCGAGGCCUUCGCUGCCCUGGGCCUCGACGCUAAGGUUAUCAACGAGGAUCUUGGUGAGGCACUCGCUGAGGAGGGUCCCGUUUCCGAGUUCUACGGCGACGAGAGCACCAUCGAGGCCCGCCAGGCCGGUCUUCCCGCCGCGUCGUGGUUCACGGCAUACCGCCCCUGGGCUGAGCACGCCACCUUCUUCAACCAGAUUCAGGCUGCUCUCCCCUCCAACUCGGAGAUCUUUAAUGUCGGCCAGUCCUUCCAGGGCCGCACCAUCUACGGCAUCCACCUCUGGGGCCCCAACGGCAAGGGAUCGCGCCCUGCCAUUGUCUUCCACGGCACUGUCCACGCUCGCGAGUGGAUUUCUGCCCCCGUCGUCGAGUACAUCACUCGUGAGCUUGCUGCUGGCUACCUUAACAACGAUGCUUCCGUCCGUGCUUGGUUCGGCAAGUAUGACUUCUACUUCAUCCCCUUCGUGAACCCCGACGGCUUCGUCUACACCCAGUCCACCAACCGUCUCUGGCGCAAGAACCGUCAGACUCGCUCUGGCACCAGCUGCGUCGGCACCGAUGGCAACCGCAACUGGAACUUCAACUGGGGCCUCACUGGCGGUGCCUCCACCAACCCCUGCGACGAGACCUACAAGGGCCUUGCUGCUGGUGACGCUCCCGAGAUUCGCGCUCUUCAGACCUUCACCCAGGGCCUCCGCACUCGCGGCGUGAAGCUCUUCAUCGACUGGCACAGCUACGGCCAGUACAUCCUCCUCCCUUACGGCUACAGCUGCAGUGCCCGCGCUCCCAACCACUCAACCCAGAUGUCCGUUGCCGGCGGCUUCUCCAACGCCAUCCGCGCAGUCUCCGGCACCAGCUUCACCUACGGUCCCAGUUGCUCCACUCUCUACGCCACCACCGGAAGCUCCCCCGAUUACCACAGCGGCGCCAUCAACGCCGAGUUCUCCUGGACCGUCGAGCUCCGCCCUGGCCCCAACGCCUCCAACGGCUUCGUUCUGCCCGCCGGCCAGAUCGCCGCCAGCGGUGCCGAGCAGUGGGCUGGUAUCAGGUACGUCCUGAACACCAUCUAA
This is a messenger RNA of Verticillium alfalfae VaMs.102, 1284 nucleotides long. Its product is annotated as zinc carboxypeptidase A. The transcript has 4 exons. The coding region runs from base 1 to 1284 and encodes 427 amino acids. Lineage: Eukaryota; Fungi; Ascomycota; Sordariomycetes; Glomerellales; Plectosphaerellaceae. Gene Ontology annotation, molecular function: zinc ion binding; metallocarboxypeptidase activity. The record is from RefSeq and is a predicted model, not a curated record. Gene Ontology annotation, biological process: proteolysis.